CCGGGCGCCAUCUUUGACGCUGGCAGUCUUAGGUUUCUGCUUGUUCUGCUGCUGUGAGGACGGCGGGCGGCCGCGGCUAAGGAAAGAGAAAGACGUGGCAGCACGCGGGAACCGGAGACAGUGUCAUCGGUUCGAUUUGGGGAUAUUCCCUGCCCAAAAAAUUCCUGGAAAAUUGACUAGUAUUAAGUGUGAGUAAAAGGUGUCCACUUUUUUUUUUAAAGUCUUGAUUUUAGUUUUGUCUUGGAUAGUAUUUGGCAAGAUUUAGCCUAGAAAGUAUGUAGUAUUUAUUACAUAAGAAUCAAAAUGGCUUUGUUACUGGGCUGGUUUUGAAACUCAUUUCUGUGUAUUGAAGUAACUUUUUUUUUUUUCAAUUUUUAAAUUCUUAAAUGGUGAAUGUACCACUCAUUGUGAAGUGAAAUUUCAUCUUCCCCAAAUUUACCCUGUUACCAACUGGAGUGACAUCUUUAGCUAUAACCAUCAAUAGUAAAGAAUUUGGAACUAGUGUAUCAACAAGCCCUUGCAGGGCCAGCAUUGAAUGCCAUGCCAGUGAUGCUUGUCUUGUUUUAAAGGAGGAGAAGUAGCUUCCUUUAGCGUCUUGUGUUUUGCCUGAGCUGGUUGGGGAUGGCUAUAAUGCUGCUCUGCCUUCUUCAGCUGGCUGCCCCACUUCGUAGUUACUCUGUAACUAUUUGCUUCUACCUUUUUUGGUUAAACACUCCCUGAUAAUGA
Molecule: messenger RNA, 726 nt
Organism: Chionomys nivalis (European snow vole)
Lineage: Eukaryota; Metazoa; Chordata; Mammalia; Rodentia; Cricetidae
Exons: 2
Coding region: 622-720 (32 amino acids)
Source: RefSeq, a predicted model, not a curated record